AUGUACAUAAAUGCUUUUUAUUGGUCUAUUGUAACCAUGGUUACCCUAGGCUACGGUGAUAUUAUUCCUAUUACUCUCAAUGAAAAAAUAUAUGCUAUAGGAGUAGCUUUAGUUGGCUGUUUUAUAUUAUCAUACUCUAUGAAUUAAGUUGGUGAGAUAUUGAAUGGAUUAGCCAAAUCUAAUACUAUGUUCAAAGAAAAAUUGCAACAAUUGAAUAACUACUUUAGUAAGAAUUGCUUAGAAAGAGACUUGCAACUCAAAGUCAUAAAAUACUACGAGUAUCUUUAGUAAGAAGAUUAGGAAUGUAUUAAUGAAGGUUAUAAACUAAUCUAACAACUUCCAGAUUAAUUGAGAAAAGAAAUUUAGUCUAAAUUAUAUCAAAAUUUAUUUUUAAAUAAGAAAUUUUUCUCUCUUAAUUUUAGUAAAGAAUUUCUUCACAGUUUAUCUCUUAAAAUCCAAGAAGAUGUACUUCACCCAAAGCAAAUUUUAUAUCAAAAAGAUGAACAUCCUUAAAGAUUGUAUUUUGUAUUGAAUGGAAAAAGAGAAAUGAUAGGUGAAAUAGAGUUUUUUAGUGAUAAAUAGUAUGAGCAAAGCGCAAAGUCAAUGUCUGUUACUAAUGUUGCUUAUAUUGAAAAAGCAGACUUUUUAAUAGAACUUUACAAAUACCCAACUGACUAUCUUAUCUUAUAUACUGUAACAUUUUGA
Tetrahymena thermophila SB210 is the source of this 705-nucleotide messenger RNA. RefSeq names its product cation channel family protein. Gene Ontology annotation, molecular function: voltage-gated potassium channel activity. Gene Ontology annotation, biological process: potassium ion transmembrane transport; regulation of membrane potential. The transcript is spliced from 4 exons. The record is from RefSeq and is a predicted model, not a curated record. Lineage: Eukaryota; Ciliophora; Oligohymenophorea; Hymenostomatida; Tetrahymenidae.